Molecule: messenger RNA, 1980 nt
Organism: Drosophila rhopaloa
Lineage: Eukaryota; Metazoa; Arthropoda; Insecta; Diptera; Drosophilidae
Product: pickpocket protein 28
Exons: 5
Coding region: 1-1878 (625 amino acids)
Biological process (GO): sodium ion transmembrane transport
Cellular component (GO): membrane
Molecular function (GO): ligand-gated sodium channel activity
Source: RefSeq, a predicted model, not a curated record
AUGGCAAAAACGCUUUACCGACUAACGGUAAAAUGUUUGUUUUGCACUUUUUUACCUCGACCUAUUUCACGCUUCGAAUUCGUUUUUUGUGUGCUUUGCACUUUUUCUGCUUCGUGCUAUUUAUUUCAUGCUUCCAAUUUGUUAAUUGUGCGCGUCAAGAGUGGAAUACACACCAGUCUGACUAUGUCCGAGUCCGAUCUGGAGGGCAAAAGUGUGUCCAUCGACCUGACCGCCAAGAAGAAGAGAAAGCUGGGCUCCGCCUCCUGCGAGGGUUUCAUCACCACGUACCACGAGUACUGCGAGAAUACCUCCAUCCACGGGGUGCAAUAUCUGGGUGAGCGGGAGCGGCCCAUGCGCGAGCGGAUCUUCUGGCUGUUCGCGUUUCUGAUCUCGAUUUAUGGCUGCUCCACGCUGAUUGUCAGUGCCUACACAAAGUGGACCGAAACGCCCGUCAUCGUCAGUUUCGCAGAGAAAUCGACCCCCGUGUGGAGCAUCCCUUUCCCGGCGGUCACUGUUUGCUCGGAAACCAAGCGUGUCUUAAAGCAGAAAGGUAAGGAAACCACGUAUGCGGACCUCUACAGCCAGUUCAGCGAGGAAAAGCGAGCUUCGCGAGUGUUUAAGCCCCAAAAUGUUACCGCCUUGGAGAUGGAGGAGUUCCGUACACUCCUGCACGUGUGCAACACCCAAAUCAUCGACGAGGACAUGCCCUUGAUUGCCGGCGCCGACUUGGACUACUUCGAAGUUUUGGAAAGGAUGCUGCCCCAGUUUGAUCGGUAUUUCUUCUACUGCCGCUGGCUGAGUCGCUUCGGUGAGUGCGAGAAGUUUUUCCGAAAGACUCUUACGGAGGAGGGCAUCUGCUUUACCUUCAAUGGGCUGCGUGCCUCCGAAAUAUAUCGAGAGGGCACCUAUCAGCACCGGCAUAGCGGGGAGCCCUUGGAGAUGGAAAACAUAAGCUUGCGUCACCCGCCCUGGACUCUAGAAACGGGCUAUGCACCCAGUACUGAUGUGGAAACCUUUCCGGCAAGGGUUCUGAGUGCCGGAGCUCGAUCUGGCAUUUUUCUGGCUCUUCAAAGCUUUAGGCAGGAAGUUGACUAUGCCUGCCGAGGACCUGUGCAAGGAUUUAAGGUGCUGCUCCAUGCUCCCGAUGAUGUGCCGCAGGUGUCCAAGCAGUUCGUGCGCAUUCCUAUGGGCAAGGAGGUGUUGAUCGCAGUAAAGCCGAGCAUGAUCACCAUGUCUACGGGCAUCGCCGAGUACCAUCCGAUUCGAAGGCAGUGCUUCCUUAGCCACGAGCGAUCGCUGCGCUUCUUCAAGGUUUACACCGAAUCCAAUUGCCAGCUGGAGUGCCUGGCCAAUUUCACUUUGACCAAGUGCGGUUGCGUGAAGUUCUCGAUGCCAAGGAACAUGGAUAUGCCCGUGUGCAGUGAGGAUAAGAUCCAUUGCUACGAUCGGGCGGAAAGGCAGCUGUUGGUCAGGGAAUUCAAAAGGGUAAGAUCUCUCAAUGCCGGUCGAGAGGAUUCUCGGGGCACUGAAUCUGCCUGUAAUUGCAUGCCCGCCUGCACAUCGCUUGUGUACAACACGGAGAUCUCACAGGCCAACUUCGAUCUGGAGGAAAUGCUGUUGGCUGAGGGCGACACCGACUUCCUUCAGGAGUAUCCCGGCUCGCAGAUGUCCCGCCUGUCAAUAUAUUUUAAAGAAAGCCAGUUCAUCACUUCCAAGCGAUCGGAACUGUACGGUAUGACCGAGUUCUUGGCAAAUUGUGGUGGUAUAUUCGGUUUGUUUAUGGGGUUCUCCAUCUUAAGCAUGGUGGAGAUGAUUUACCAUUUCACUUUGCGGCUCUUCACCAAUCUGAAGCGCCUUGUCAAGGUGUCGGAUAAAUAAGAGAGCCCCAUUUGUUGUUUUUGGAUGUUCGUGCUUUUGUAAAUUAAUACUUGUUUUUUGAGCGGCAAAUAAGUUUUUAUUUUAUUAAAAAUUAUAUUACAA